Messenger RNA from Motacilla alba alba, 826 nucleotides. It is a transcript of the gene CFAP126, whose product is annotated as cilia and flagella associated protein 126. Gene Ontology annotation, biological process: cilium organization. The record is from RefSeq and is a predicted model, not a curated record. Gene Ontology annotation, cellular component: ciliary basal body. NCBI's taxonomy places the organism in Eukaryota, Metazoa, Chordata, Aves, Passeriformes, Motacillidae. The transcript is spliced from 5 exons. The coding region runs from base 1 to 660 and encodes 219 amino acids.
AUGGCGGGGCAGUACGAGGACGCCUUCAGCCCCCCCCGGCUGCAGUGCUGGACCGUGCCCCGCCCCCCCCCGAAGCUGCCCACCCCUCGCCCCCCCACCGCCUUCAUCGCCGACGACCGCGGCCACCUCCUGCCGCACGCGCGGCGCUCCCAGGUGUCGCCGUGGGGCACCUUCCUGGGGACGUGGGACAUGCCAGCGCGCAUCCCCCCCGCCCGGCUGGACCGGAGCGCCCGCUCGCCCCGCGCCGCGGAGAGGCUGGAACGGGGACAGCCACCGGAGCUGCGGGGAGCCUGCAACGGCAUCCGGACACGCGUCACCGGCAAGCUGCAGAAGCCCUGGGACACGGAACCUUCUGGAAAGGACCGGCGGGGUCCCAGCGGGGGCUCCCCCCGCCCUGAGACCCCGAAACCUGGCGACAACCCUGAGGGGGGCCCCUGUCCCCAAAAUGCCCCUGGGGAGGGCCCCUGUCCCCUGAAUCCCUCCGGGGAGGGCCCCUGUCCCCUAAAUGCCCGUGAGGAGGGACCCUGUCCCCUCGGUCCCUAUUUGGGGGGACCCUGUCCCCAAAAUGCCCCUGGGGAGGGCCCCUGUCCCCUGAAUCCCUACGGGUGGGGACCCUGCCCCCAAAAUCCCCCCGGCUCCGGGGCUCCCCCCAGCUCCUGAGCCCUGGAGGUGGCUCUGCUGUCAUUGUCCCCUCCCCUGGGGACAAUCCCCACCCUUCAGGGGGGCACGGGAGGGUCUGGGCCCCCCAAAAAAGGGAAAUAAAGGCUGGGAAAUGCAACGAGCCCAAAUCCGUUUGGGGUUCGGGGUUCAGCCCUGCUCCCUCCUC